Molecule: messenger RNA, 2301 nt
Organism: Aspergillus steynii IBT 23096
Lineage: Eukaryota; Fungi; Ascomycota; Eurotiomycetes; Eurotiales; Aspergillaceae
Gene: bxlB
Product: putative beta-xylosidase
Exons: 1
Coding region: 1-2301 (766 amino acids)
Biological process (GO): xylan catabolic process; arabinan catabolic process
Cellular component (GO): plant-type cell wall
Molecular function (GO): alpha-L-arabinofuranosidase activity; xylan 1,4-beta-xylosidase activity
Source: RefSeq, a predicted model, not a curated record
AUGGUCCGACUUGACACCUCGGGCUGGUUACUAGCCCUCUCUUUCCUUUCUUCUACUCUUGCAGAAGAUGUCUUUCCUGACUGCACCAGCGGGCCUCUCAGCAAGCUCGCGAUCUGCGACACCUCUCGGGAUCCCAUUGCUCGAGCCAGAUCCCUCGUGGCGGCCAUGACACUGGAAGAGAAGAUCAAUAACACUCGCUUCGACUCCCCUGGUCUUCCUCGACUAGGCCUGCCAGCUUAUAACUGGUGGAGCGAGGCCUUGCAUGGCGUCGCAGACUCCCGCGGCGUGCAUUUCGCUGACAGCGGAGAAUUCAGUUACGCGACCUCAUUCCCAUCCCCAAUCGGCCUGGGCUCUGCAUUCGACGACGAACUCGUCAAGCAAGUCGCCACCGUGAUCAGCACCGAGGCCAGAGCCUUCGGUAACACCGGCCACGGCGGCCUGGACUACUGGACGCCCAACAUCAACCCCUUCAAAGAUCCCCGAUGGGGUCGCGGUCAGGAAACCCCCGGCGAGGACGCGCUGCACACCUCGCGGUACGUCUACCAUCUCAUCGACGGCCUACAGGGCGGCAUCGGUCCGGCCCAUCCCAAGAUCGUAGCGACGUGCAAGCACUUCGCCGCCUACGACCUGGAAGACUGGAACGGCAUCGAGCGCUACGCCUUCGACGCCGUCGUCUCGUCGCAAGACCUCGCCGAGUACUACCUCCCGCCGUUCAAGACCUGCACGCGCGACGCCAAAGUCGACGCCGUCAUGUGCAGCUACAACUCGUUGAACGGCAUCCCGACCUGCGCGGACCCGUGGCUCCUGCAAACCCUGCUGCGCGAGCACUGGAAAUGGGAGGCUCCGGGACACUGGGUCACCGGCGACUGCGGCGCCAUCCAGAACAUCUACGCGGACCAUCACUACGUCGCGGACGGAGCGCAUGCUGCAGCCGCCGCCUUGAACGCAGGCACCGACCUCGACUGCGGCGACGUGUUCCCUCGAUUCCUCGGCGAGGCGGCGCAACAAGGGCUCUUCACUAACCGGACCCUCGACCGAGCGUUGACGCGACUGUACUCGUCGCUCGUCAAACUGGGGUACUUCGAUCCCGCCGACGACCAGCCCUACCGGUCCCUCGGCUGGGAGGACGUAUCCACAUCACAGGCAGAACAGCUAGCGUACCAAGCGACCGUGGAGGGACUCGUUCUUCUGAAAAACGAAAACACCCUCCCGCUGAAAAAGAACGGCACGGUCGCGCUGAUCGGCCCCUACGCUAACGCCACCACCCAGCUGCAGGGUAACUACUACGGUUUCCCCAAGCACCUUCGCACCCUCCUCUGGGGCGCAUCCCAAGCAGGAUUCAAAGUCAACUAUGUCCCCGGCACAGAAACCGACUCGAACAGCACCUCAGGCUUCGACUCCGCCCUCUCCGCCGCCAAGAAGUCCGAUAUAAUCAUCUACGCCGGCGGCAUCGACAACGACAUCGAAGCCGAGUCCAAAGACCGCACGACCAUCGUCUGGCCCGGGAACCAGCUCUCACUAAUUGAUCAGCUCUCCGAAGUUGGCAAGCCGCUCAUCGUCGUGCAGUUCGGCGGCGGUCAAGUCGACGACUCUUCGUUGCUGGAGAACGACGGCGUCGGGGCGCUCCUCUGGGCCGGAUAUCCCGGACAAGCCGCCGGCGCUGCCAUAUUCGACGUUUUAACGGGCAAGGCGGCACCCGCUGGCCGUCUCCCGGUGACGCAGUACCCAGCUAGCUAUGUCGACGAGGUUCCCCUGACCGACAUGACGCUGCGUCCUGGAUCGGGAAACCCCGGGCGGACGUACAGAUGGUACGAUAAGGCUGUACUCCCGUUCGGAUUCGGGUUGCAUUAUACAACCUUCGACGUAUCGUGGACAUCCUCCUCGAGUUCCUACGACACCGUGUCUGUGAAGUCAGGGACGAAUGCCACGGACACAGCGAUUCUGGACACAUUCUCCCUCACAGUUAAGAACACAGGCAAGGUGACGUCGGACUACGUGGCUCUUGUCUUUCUGACGGGUGAGGUUGGACCGAAACCGUACCCGAUCAAGACGUUGGUGGGAUAUAAAAGAGCAAAGGCGAUCAAACCCGGGCAGAGCCAGAGCGUCGAUGUGGAGGUGACGGUUGGGGCGGUUGCGCGGACAGCUACGAAUGGGGACCAGGUGCUGUAUGCUGGGGAGUAUGAGCUGCAUGUUGAUAUCGGGGAGAAAGAUACGCUUUCGUUUAAGAUCACCGGGGAGGAUAAGGUGUUGGAUGUGUUUCCUCAGCCUGGAGGCAAUCGCACUUCGAUUGUGGUGCAGUGA